Messenger RNA from Bicyclus anynana (squinting bush brown), 1019 nucleotides. RefSeq names its product anti-sigma-I factor RsgI2-like. The coding region runs from base 146 to 766 and encodes 206 amino acids. The transcript has 3 exons. Lineage: Eukaryota; Metazoa; Arthropoda; Insecta; Lepidoptera; Nymphalidae. The record is from RefSeq and is a predicted model, not a curated record.
UUGGGCCGCGAACAGUUUACGAGCACCUUAUUAUUAGAUCCGACCUAUCUGUAUAUAAGAUAGGGCCUUCCGUGCUGUGAGAUAGUUGUGAAAGCCUCCCCCGGCGCGUCUCGGCCCAGUGACAAGAGCAAACUACCGUAGCAACAUGAAGGUUUUGAUCCUCCUCGCGCUGGCCGCGCUGAGCGCCGCCGCCCCCGCGCCGGGCCGCCCCAAGCGCAGCUACGCGCAGUACGGCAACGCGCCGCUGUACCAGUACUCGUCGCAGUCCAACAGCCAGCAGUCCUCAUACCAGUCCAACAGCCAGCAGUCCACGUCCGUGGUGCAGCCCUACCAGCAGUACCAAACAGCAGCGCAGCCCGUGUACACCCAACAACCGUACGGGGAGCUGCAGCAAGCGUACAGCUCGGCCUACGCCUACCCCGGCAGACAGCAGGCCGCGUACGCUCCCCAAGUGCAGACCUACUCCCCGGUCCAGACUUAUACCCCGGUGCAAGCCUACGCGUCCGCGCAGACGUACACCCCAGUGGAGUCCUACACCCCUGUGCAAACGUACACCCCCGUUGAGACAUACACCCCCGUGCAAACGUACACCCCCGUGCAAUCCUACACUCCCGUGCAAUCAUACACUCCCGUGCAAUCCUACACUCCCGUGCAAUCCUACACUCCCGUAAGGGCGUACGAACAAACCUACACCCCCGUGCAAAGCUACAACGCCGCGCCAGUGAGCUGGCAAGGCCAGGCCUACGGCAACAACCCGUGGUGCUAAGUGUUGCCCACAAAACCUCCAUAUGAUGUAAGCCAAAUCCCAAAUCCCACCUUUUUAUUUUUACAGGUUUACGUAUAAACUCAUCUCACGAUGGAAUUGAAACAAAAAACUUCAAUAAAGAAUUAUUCGACCAGCGAUGUACAAAUAUAGUCAACAUGUAGCAAGAUUUUAUAUAAAUUAAAUAUACAUAAAGUUAAUUACAUAAAGUUAAUUAAGUAUUGUAAAUGAUUAAAUAAAUUAAAAGUAUAAAUUA